AUGUCUAUGUUUCGAGCUAAGAAACUCGACUUAGGAUGCUUCAUAAAUAUUAAAGUCAUUCGUGACCAUACCAAGCGGAAAGUGUUCGCCGAGAAUGAGACUGAAAGACAGGCCCUUCGCUACAUAAUCCGCAACCUCUCACUACCCCCUCGUGUUCGUUUCCAAGCACAACUGGAAUUGACACAAAUGCAUUGUUAUACAAGACCAACUCAAAUCAGGAAUAGAUGUAUUCUUGGAGGCAAGGGAAGAGGUAUCUUGAGUGAUUUCAAGAUGUCGAGGUACAAUUUCAGAAUGAAUGCGCUAUCGGGAGAUCUACCAGGUGUCAAGAAGGCUAGUUGGUAA
Sclerotinia sclerotiorum 1980 UF-70 is the source of this 342-nucleotide messenger RNA. Its product is annotated as mitochondrial 37S ribosomal protein MRP2. Bases 1 to 342 code for a protein of 113 amino acids. The transcript is spliced from 3 exons. Gene Ontology annotation, biological process: translation. Lineage: Eukaryota; Fungi; Ascomycota; Leotiomycetes; Helotiales; Sclerotiniaceae. Gene Ontology annotation, molecular function: structural constituent of ribosome. Gene Ontology annotation, cellular component: ribosome; mitochondrial small ribosomal subunit. The record is from RefSeq and is a predicted model, not a curated record.